GCUUCGCCCCCUUUUCCUUCUCCCUUUACCCAACCCAAUAGGGGAGUGGGCCCGAGACCCCCUCCUCUAUUCCUGGCUUGGAAGCUGCGCGCGCUUCUUCCCCAGAAGGGGAUUGGCGGUUUGGGCGGGGGCGGAGUUUGAGGGUCAGGUUCUCCCCCUCCCACCGUCUGGCUGCUGUCCCUGAGGGUGGCGGUUGCCUCCGCCCUUCGUCCCCUCACCGUUACCUGGGCGGCUCGCCUGGCCUCCUGUUACCUGUGACUCGAGGGAGAGCAGCCCCCGCCCCCGGCUCUCACCUGGAGCCCCUCAGGAGCGGCUUCUUUCGCCUCAUUCCUUCGUUCCUAUAUUAUUAUUCACUCCUUCGUUGGCUUACUUAAAUUGUUCAGACGCUCCCGUCUUCGAAACACGGGUGCACGGAGUGAAGGAAAUUGCGAAUGCGAGUGUACCGUGGCGUUGUUAUUAGUAUUCAAUUGCUCUUUAGUGAGGGGUUGCUUUUUAGUUUCUUCCCCCUGCUUUUCUUUUUUAGCUGAUUCUAUCUGUAAGCUGCCUUGAGUGGGGGCGGGGCAAGGCGGGAUAUAAAAAAAUAGAAUGAUAAUAAGAAAGGUAAUCAGCAAUGCAAUAACACAGAGAGGGUUUUUUAAAACUGCUAGAAAACACACUACAAAAAGGAGAGAAAUGCACUACUAAAUAAAGGGGUUGGACUAGAUGACGCUUGUCCCUUCCAACUAUGCAAUUUUAUGAUUCUAAGGAAACAAAUUGAUUGAGAGGUGGGCCUUUUAUGUGUUUCUGGAACACCAAAGUAAAUGACAGUGCUUUUCCUUUCAUUCAUUCAUGGUAUUAUAGUGCUUUUGUUACUCUGUCCCUCCUGUUUGUAGGUCAUUUCCUUGUUGGUUUUAUUUUUUCCUUAUUUUAUUUGGGAUUGUGUUGCUUUUUUGCAUGCAAAGCAAGGAUACAGUAUUAGAUGUAUAAUGGUUUUUGCUGCAUAGUGUCUCAACGUAAUAUGAAUUUUAAAAAUAUUUUAAAAGAAAAGAAAACACUGUGUCCCCAACAUAUACACCUGCAUAGACUCCAGCUGUUGCCCAAGAGAAGCUCUCUUACAUGUCUUCCCAACCCCCAUCAUCUUUUUAUGCUCCAUAUUCCAAUCAGUACAACCCACCUACUUGCACCUCAGGCUUUGUGACCCUGCACCCAUCCAUUCCCCCUGUCUUGACAGAACAGUCUGCCCUUUUGAUGGAAAUUCAACAUCACUGCAUUGCUAGACUGCAAAUGAAAACUGCAUCUUCUGAGUCUUCCUAUCGAUGAUGAAGAUGAUGGAAAGCAGGAAAAAUAUGGUGAGCUACAGUGUUACUAUGGCUCGUAUUACACUUGAAGAACUGAAUGAACUGGAUGAUGAGGUCCCUGAUGAAGAGGAUGAACCAAUGGAUGGGGAGGAACAGAACAGGCUGUUUUCUCAUUGGGAGACAGUAGCCAGCACUCACCAAGUGUCUCUCCCCCAAGAGAUGGCAGGUCCAAUAAUGCAAAUGGCGCGCCAUAACCAGACUCGAGAGCCUGUGCCCUACGCUACUUUGUCACAGCAUGAGAAGUGUGAGGAGAUAGCCUACGAGGAACGACUGUACCCAGCUGGGAAAUGGGCAUGCAUUACCAGAGGAGAACCCAAAUAUGAGCAAAGCAUCUCUAUGGGUUUCAUGAAACUAAUACGGUACAUCUGCAAGGAGAACUCCCUAGGUCGCCAGUUGGGGAUGACAGUGCCAGUGAUCAACGAGAUCCACCUGAACAAGGAGGGCACAGAAUUGCUUCAAGAAGUCAUCACUGCCUAUUACCUCCCGGAAGAAUUUCAACCUAACCCCCCUCUCCCCUUGGACCCCGACAUCCAGAUACAAGAGAGAGCACCACUUCGGGUUAUCGCCAGGGUGUUUUAUGGGACCACCACAGAAGAAACAAUCCUGCGGGAGAUUCACCUUCUCUGGGAGUUGCUGGGCUCCACAGACAAUGUGCUCCGCGAAACCUACUUGGUGGCUGCGUACCAGAACCCUGGCGUCCCUAACCGCCGCAAUGAGAUCUGGUUUAUCCGGCGAGCAGACUGAGAGCACCUUGAAUCCCUGACAAGAUUACAAUCCACCCUCUGUGACUGGAUCCGGUUUAGAUGGCAGUUUUGAAGGAGAGGAAUGCACAUCCUGACUCACUGUAGAAUAGAUGAAGUGCUCCUUCCCCCCCUGCGCGAACCAAGGAGAUACUAGUACAGAUCUCCCAGAGACGGUUUCCACCCUACUCCUGCAGGGGGUGCUGUGGUGCUGUCGAUGGAGCUGGCGUUGGAAGGAACAAGGGGUGUCUGCUUCAGUGGGCCCUGAGUGCAGCCGUGCCACAUUUGGAUGAAGGCGCAUUAGGAGCACAGGAAGCUGCCUUACGCUGAGUCAGAUCAUUGGUCCAUCUAGUUCAGUAUUGUCAUCGCUGACCGGCAGUGGCUUCUCAGGUGUUCAGGUAGGGAAACAUUCCCGGUCCCACCUGGAGAUGCCCGGGAUUGAACCUGGGACCUUCUGAAUGCAAAGCAGUUGCGCUACCACAGAGCCAUGGCCCUUCCCCCUCCUCGGGGAUUGUAUCAGGGAUUGUAGCUGUUGUGCAAACCACAGCUCACAUUCCAAGGGUUAGGUAUCAAUCCUGAAACGAAUCUAGCGAGAGCAGGCCGGAACACCACUGCCUACAGCCGUGCCCGUAACUGGCAAAUGCUGGUGUACUGGGGCACAGGUUAUGACUAAGUUACUUGUAGAAGGAGGAUUUCACUUCUGAUGCCUCGGAGUAUCCCUUUUAGCCAUGCGCACGAGAAGCUGCUAGUCAGCUUUGUUAUCCAACAGCAGAAGAGCCGUCCCCACAGUUUGGGAUGAGGUAGCUGUAGACUUCCUUGACUGGAAUAAUGUGAACACCUGUCCAGGAGCAAAUGGGAAAUCCCCGCCAAAGGGCUAAGGCUCAAAGGGAGAUCUGAGAAGCAGAGAUCUCUGGCCUAUAAGUCCUCCUGUUUUCCCAAGAGCACAUAGAGAGAUAAAUGCCACCCACUGGCUACCUCCUGCCUAUGAGCCAGUUUCUCGAUCAGGCAGGCUUGGUGCGAGCUGAGCAGGCCACAGAGUACGUGUUAAGUUGUCGCUGGCAGCAUUUUUGUCGCUGUGUGUUGCGUUGUGCAUUGACUGGUUGGUAUCACACUCAUGAAUGCUGCUGUCCUCUCCCAAAGAAGGCUGGUAGCACAAAGCAAACCUGAAAUAAAAUCUAGCCCAACCCUC
This is a messenger RNA of Podarcis muralis (Common wall lizard), 3266 nucleotides long. NCBI's taxonomy places the organism in Eukaryota, Metazoa, Chordata, Lepidosauria, Squamata, Lacertidae. The record is from RefSeq and is a predicted model, not a curated record.